AUGUCGUCUCGGAGUCCGCCCUCUGAGAAGAUCAAAACGAAGGCACCCGGCAUGGAAAAUAGUAACCUGACAGACUCGGCCACAAACGGCGAGCAAUCAGCGUCGUCCGAAAACACUCCCGAGAAGCAAGAGAAGAAAGACAGCCUAGAGAGCGAGAUCGAGCCCGAGUACGCGACUGGCCUCCGCCUGUUCCUCAUCAUGCUCACCAUCUUUACGAACACGCUUCUCGCCGCACUAGAGAUCGGCAUCGUAGCCACGGCCAUCCCCGCCAUCACCGACGACUUCCACCGACUCGACGACGUCGGCUGGUACGGCAGCGCCACCUUCCUAUUAGUUGGAGCCACGGCGCCCAUGUGGGGAAAGCUAUACAAGUACCUCAACGUCAAGUAUGCCUACCUCGGCUCCGUUGUACUUUACUUACUCGGGAGCAUCGUGGCCGCAGCGGCGCCGAACAGCGAGUCCGUGAUCAUCGGUCGGGCGAUUCAAGGCCUGGGGGCAUCGGGGACACUCGGCGGCUCAUUGAUCGUCAUCAACUACGUCACGGAGCCCAAGAGACGGCCCUUGCUCAUCGGAAGUUGGAUGGGCGUGUUUAUGGUCUCGACUAUCCUCGGUCCCGUCAUCGGCGGCGCGUUCACGAGCGGCAUCUCUUGGCGCUGGUGCUUUUGGAUCAACCUCCCGCUCGGGGUUCCCAUAAUUGUCCUUCUUAUGCUCUUUUUGCACAUUCCAAAGCACAUAAAGCCCGCGCGCGCCACUUGGAUGGAGGUUAUCUUGCAGCUUGAUCUUCCAGGAUUUGGUGCCUGGCUCGCCUCGCUUGUGUGCCUGACGUUGGCUCUCCAGUGGGGAGGCCAGACCAGAUCAUGGAGUGAUGGGGGUGUGGUCGCCACAUUGGUCCUCUGGCUGGCCUUGUUCUUUUUCUUCUUCGUCGUCGAAUGGUUCCAGGGCGAACGAGGAAUGGUACCUUUGAGGCUCCUUCGGCCGCGUUUGACGUGGAGCAAUGCCUUGUACUGCUUCAUCUCCAACGCUGCUCUCUACCAGGUCAUGUUCUACCUACCCAUCUAUUUCCAGUCUAUACACGGUCAGUCGGCCAUUGGGAGUGGCAUCAACACCCUUCCGUUCCUAGCCUUCUUCGCAGCUGGAUCCAUGGUCAGCGGUGCCGCCAUUGGCAAAACGCGCCUCCUGCAACCGUACCAGCUCACUAGUGCGCUCCUGAUGACGGCUGGGGCCUCUUUGUUAUACACGAUGGGCGUCAGUUCAUCCAAGACUCGGUACAUUGGCCCUCAAGUCCUCUUCGGAUUCGGUCUCGGCCUUGGGAACCAGGUCGCCAUGACCGCUGUGCAAGGCUUUUCUAAACCGGAGGAUGUGGCGAACAGCACUGGUAUUAUGCUCAUGUGCCAAUCGAUUAGCGGUGCUUACUUCGUUGCGGUAGCGCAAUCACUCUUCGCCAACCGCAUGCUGGAGACCCUCCGGAGUACUGCCCCCAACGUCAACCCCUUCGACGUUAUCAACACGGGUGCCUCCGAGAUACGUCAAGUCUUCACGGGCGAGGGCCUAGCUGCCGUGGUUGGCGCAUACAUGGUUGGGAUUAAAGACGUCUUCGCUCUUUCUCUGGGGGCAUCGGCAGCCGCAGCUGUUUUGGCUAUGGCGAUACCCUUUAAGAAGCUUCCCGAUCAUGAUAGCAAGAAAAAUGAGGAGGAAGGAAGAACCGCAUAA
This is a messenger RNA of Scedosporium apiospermum, 1710 nucleotides long. RefSeq lists its product as uncharacterized. Gene Ontology annotation, molecular function: transmembrane transporter activity. The transcript has 3 exons. NCBI's taxonomy places the organism in Eukaryota, Fungi, Ascomycota, Sordariomycetes, Microascales, Microascaceae. Bases 1 to 1710 code for a protein of 569 amino acids. The record is from RefSeq and is a predicted model, not a curated record. Gene Ontology annotation, biological process: transmembrane transport.